Molecule: messenger RNA, 1318 nt
Organism: Sardina pilchardus (European sardine)
Lineage: Eukaryota; Metazoa; Chordata; Actinopteri; Clupeiformes; Clupeidae
Product: stonustoxin subunit beta-like
Exons: 2
Coding region: 1-708 (235 amino acids)
Molecular function (GO): protein binding
Source: RefSeq, a predicted model, not a curated record
AUGGCGUGGAGAUCUCAUACUAAACGCAGUGAUGUGUCAAAACUGUAUUUUCUUCUCUCAUCCUUCUUAAGGUAUGACCAUGGAGGAGAGUGCAGGAUUAAACCAGGACCCAGAAAAUAUGCCUGUGAGCUCACACUGGACCCAAACACAGCACACAGAGAACUCUCUCUCUCUGAGUGGAACAGAAAGGUGACAUAUGGGCAGCAGCAGCAGCAGUAUCCUGACCACCCAGAGAGAUUUGUCUCCCACACAUGUCAGGUGCUGUGUAGAGAGGGUCUGUCUGGACACCACCCAGAGAGAUGUGACCGUCUGGGUCAGAGUCUAGUCAGCACGGGUCAGUCUGGACGCUACUACUGGGAGGCUGAGUGGAGAAAUGGCGCUGAUAUAGCAGUGGCCUAUAAGAGCAUGGAGAGGAAAGUGAGUGGGCAGAGCAGCAGGUUUGGAGGUAAUGCCAAGUCCUGGAGUCUGUCCUGCUAUAGUAACAGUUACUCUGCCUGCCACAAUGAUAAGGAGACUGCCAUACGUGCCCCCUCCUCCCGCUCCAGCAGAGUAGGAGUGUACCUGGACUGGCCAGCAGGCACUCUGUCCUUCUACAGCGUCUCCUCUAACACACUCACCCACCUGCACACGUUCCACUCCACAUUCACUGAGCCCCUCUAUCCUGGGUUUUGGACUCUCUCCUCAGUGUCCCUGUGCCAGAUCACAUGACCUCCUAAUCCUGCAGCAGAGGAGUGCCACGCACCUGUUUACACACUCCUGUGUGUGUGUGUGUGUGUGCGUGUGCGUGUGUGUGUGUGUUUGUGUGCGCGCGCUUUGUGUUUGUGUGUGUUUCCACAGGAGAGGAGCGCCACACACACUACUAUGUGUCCCUUCUAUUGCCUCAUCUGUUUCUUUUUGUGUGUGUGUGUGUUUAGUAUGUCUCUUUCUCUCUCUCUCUCUCUCUCUCUCUCUCUCCGUGUGUGUGUGUGUGUGUGUGUGUGUGUGUGUGUGUGUGUGUGUUAUUUUUAGCUUCUUCUGUGCUUCAUCAUUCUUCCCUCUGUUGUUGGUCUCUGUCAUUGCUGCAGAUUAAUAAGAUUAUAAAAUGAACAUACAGUGAGAGUGGACAUGUUUUCUCAGGGCUGGGAGUGUUAAUCCACCGUUAUUUUGCAUCUAUAUUCUGAUAUGCUUGAGAGUGAGUCUUCAUAUGCUUGAAAGGCAUUCCUUUUAUUUGAAUAAUAAGUUAAAUAUGUCAUUGGUGAAAUUGGUUAAAAUGGCUUAAAGGGAACAGAAUGUAAGUCAUAGGAAAAUGAAAUACAAAUAAAUAGUCAUGAGAUAAAAA